Molecule: messenger RNA, 6628 nt
Organism: Oncorhynchus kisutch (coho salmon)
Lineage: Eukaryota; Metazoa; Chordata; Actinopteri; Salmoniformes; Salmonidae
Product: latent-transforming growth factor beta-binding protein 3-like
Exons: 28
Coding region: 418-4074 (1218 amino acids)
Molecular function (GO): calcium ion binding
Source: RefSeq, a predicted model, not a curated record
AGCAACAUCAGGGAGAAAAGAGAGCGAGAAAGCGGGUAGGAAAAGGGGAAAGUUAUCUCGGUAACUUUUGGGUUGUUAACGGCGUCCUGUAUUUUAGCAACAAAAAAGGCAUAUAUUUUACUGUUCUGAAUGAAUAAUUGUUAUAUGCAGGGUGACUGAAAUGAGCUGUUUUGAAAGGAAAGGAAGGAAGAAGUACACCACUGGAGUUUUCUCCAUACUUUUGUCGUUGUAUGAGGCACCUUUAUAAUCAACAUUUUGGAUUAUCUACGGAAGUUAGUCGGCUGUUUUCAGGGUUCGAUUGAAAGGAAUACCGACUCCAUUGGUGGUUUGUUCCGGGCUAAACAGUCUUUAGGAGCAUUGCAUUUUGCCACCGUGAAUGCCCUCAUCUCUUCGUGCACGGCAGUGAAGGAUGCCAGGAUGCCUUCUCUGAUCAUUUCCCAUCUGCUCGUCAUCUGGCUGGGUGUCCAGAGGCUGGCCUGGUGCGCAGAGCGCACAUCCACCCGGGAGCGCUUCAAAGUGGUCAUCGCCCCUCUCAUCUGCAAGAGAAUUUGUUUGAAAGGCCAGUGCCAGGACACCUGUGAGCAGGGCAACAAUACCACACUGAUAGGCGAGAACGGACAGUCAGCGGAUACUCUCACAGGUCCUGGAUUCAGAGUGGUUGUGUGUCCACUGACCUGUAUGAAUGGAGGGGUGUGCAGCUCGCGGACCCACUGCCUGUGCCCGCCAGGUUUCACUGGUCGGCUGUGCCAGUUCCCGCUACGGCAGAUGCCCGAGGCCCAGGCGGCGCGGGGCAACAAGCAGCCCGUAUACACCCUGUCGGUGCUGUCAGACGGCCAGAGCCAGGUAGAGCAGGCGGCCAUGGGGCGACCACAGCUGACACAGACCCACUCUGUGUUCACCCUGCCCCUGGCACAGGGGGCAGGUCACCACUCAUCAGAAGUGCAGUUUAAUGUGCGUGUCCACCAUACACACGACACGUCCGUUGUCAUCCGUCCUCUCGACCAAUCUAAUUCCAAGCCCCCUCAUAAAACUGUGACACGCUUGACCCCUCAGACGCAGAAACCCAGGGGGCGGUGCUUCCAGGAGACCACACCCAAACAAGCUUGUAGCAGUACCCCUCUCCCUGUACUGACCAAUCAGGAGGACUGCUGUGGAAGUGUGGGGAACUCCUGGGGACAAAACAAAUGUUAUAAAUGUCCCAAGCUACCAUAUGCUGGAGUGAAGCUGCAGACCAUCAUAGAGGACUAUGGUUCCACCUGCCCUCUGGGCUACAAGAGACUCAACAGCACCCACUGUCAAGACAUCAACGAGUGCACCAUGCAGGGGGUGUGUCAGAACGGGGACUGCCUGAACACCCAGGGUAGUUUCCUGUGUGCCUGUAAGCCUGGCUUCACCCUGGACAGGACCAGAUGUGUGGAAUCUCCAUCUCCGGUGGAGCAGGCUCAGUGUUUCCUCAUGGCAACGGAUGCGGGUCGCUGUGAGCACGCCCUACCCACCCGCCUGUCCCAGGAGAUGUGCUGCUGCACCGUGGGCAAGGCAUGGGGCUCCAGCUGUGAGAGGUGUCCCCAAGACGGCACAGCCUCCUUCAGCAAGAUCUGUCCAGCAGGGAAGGGCUACUUCCUCCACAGUGUCCGGGAGACGGUGGCGUUCCCUCCUCAGAUCCACACCAGCCUGGAGCAGGAGGAAGUCAAGCCCCCGGAGGAGCCUCCAGAGAUGACCACACCCAUGCAGCUCUCCACCCAUGCCCCCCGCGGCCCCGAGAUCGUCACAAAGCCCACCCCUCCACCCAUCAUCAGGUUGAACCCAGACAGUGACCCCCUGGAGGUGGCACAGACGCAGGUCUCACCAGAGACAGACGAGUGCAGGCUGAACAGAAACCUCUGUGGCCAUGGGGAGUGUGUCAACGUGCACACUGGCUACAAGUGUGAGUGCUACGCUGGCUACCGGCUCCACCCUCAGAGGAACGCCUGUGUGGAUGAUGAUGAGUGUGAUGCUGAGCCAUGUGGCCAUGGAAGAGGCAUCUGCAUCAACACAGAAGGCUCCUACCGCUGCCGUUGUCUCCAUGGCUACAAGCUCUUGGUGUAUCAUGGGAAACUCAGAUGUCUAGAUGUGAAUGAGUGCUCCAAGCCGGACGUCUGUGGGCAGGGGGGUCAGUGUGUUAACCUGCCAGGGUCUUACAAGUGUGAUUGUCACAAAGGCUUCAGGAGCAAGUCCCAACGCCAGCCAGCCUGUGAAGAUAUAAAUGAGUGUCUGGACCCCAGCAGCUGUCCCAAUGAGCAGUGUGAGAACACUCCGGGCUCCUAUGAGUGUGUUCCCUGCUUCUCUGGUCACCAGGCCCAGGGUGGUGUCUGCUACGAUGUCAAUGAGUGCCAGAAGCGCGGGGUGUGUCCCAACGGGCGCUGUGAGAACCUGCCAGGAACCUACCGCUGCCUCUGUAAUGAAGGCUUCCUCCCAGCUGCAGACAGCCAAGGCUGCAGAGACAUUGACGAGUGUGAGGAUGAAAGACUGUGUGCCAACGGGCGCUGUGUCAACACAGAAGGCUCCUUCCAGUGCCAGUGCUACCCAGGAUACCAGCGCACUCAGGAGGGCAGCCAUUGUGAAGAUAUAAAUGAAUGUGAGCGUCCCUCUAACUGCCAGAGGGGGCGCUGUAUCAACAGCAUGGGCUCCUAUCGCUGUGAAUGUCAGAAGGGCUACAUGCUUGUCGGAGGGAGGCGGUGCCAAGACAUGGAUGAGUGUGCGAUAGACAGGGGUCUGUGCCAGCCUCAUGGUGUGUGUGAGAACAGACAGGGCUCCUAUGUGUGUGUGUGCAAAGACGGCUUCAUUCUGUCUGAGGACAAGCACAGCUGUGAGGAGAUUGAGGUGGACAUGGAGGAUAAGAAGGAGUGUUACCUGAACCUGGAUGACACAGUGUUCUGUGACAGUGUCCUGGCCACCAACGUCACCAAGCAGGAGUGCUGCUGCUCCAUUGGCGUGGGCUGGGGGGACCACUGUGAGAUCUACCCCUGCCCCGUCUACCACUCAUCUGAGUUCCAUUCCCUGUGUCCGGUGGGCCGAGGUUUCUACCAGGAGGAGGGAGUAACUGAUUACGGCCUGUCUGUCCAUAUUGAUAUCGAUGAGUGUGUGCUCUUCUCCAAUGAGAUCUGUAAGGAGGGCCGCUGUAUGAACACACAGCCUGGCUAUGAAUGUUACUGCCAACAGGGCUUCUAUUACGACAGCAACCUACUGGAGUGCAUUGAUGUGAAUGAGUGCCACGAUGAGUCUCUGUGUACCAACGGUCAGUGUAAGAACACCAGAGGCUCCUUCUACUGUACCUGUAACUCUCCCUGGACCCCAGAUGCUUCCAAUAAGAAGUGUGUCAUUCCCACUGUGGCAGGUGUGGAUGAGUGCCAGGAUCCAUUGAACUGUAAGAGUGGCCACUGUGUGGACACCCCUGGGUCCUACUACUGCAUCUGCUCUCCCCCCUGGAUCCUGGCCACUGACCGCAACAGCUGUGUGACCUUAGAGGAGCAGGCUGACCGCACGGCGGCCCAUAAGGACGUGUGUUUCCUGCAGGUGGAUGAGGAUCUGAUCUGCAGCCACCCCAGAAACGGCCCGGUGUUCACCUACUCUGAGUGCUGCUGUCACUAUGGCCGUGGCUGGGGCCCUGAGUGUAGGACCUGCCCCCAAAGAAACUCGGUGAUCUUUAACCGGCUGUGUGACAUGCACUUGGAGACAGAGUCUGAUGGUGAGGGAGAUUUCCUGGCAGCUUUCGCCAACUACAACCCAGAAGGUGACAGUUCAGAAGAGGACUCAGAUGAGUGUAGUUGUGCCAAUGGCCGUUGUGUGCGUUCCUACUUGAGCACUAUGUGUGAUUGUAACACAGGUUUUAGACUGGACCACUCCCACACCCGCUGCACAGAUAUUGAUGAGUGUGCUGAACCAGGGGUCCGAGUUAAUCCAUGCAAGAAUGCCCGCUGUGUCAACACCAUAGGCUCGUUCAAGUGCUACUGCAAAAAUGGCUUUGUCCCUGCACGAAGGCCCAACAUGUGUGUACCAGGCACCAAGGCCCAACAUAUCCGUUCCAGGGCUCUAUAACAGCUUUAUCUCUGUCAAACACACACAAAUACACACAUGUAACCCCUCUGUCUUAUAAGUUCAGUAUUCAGUGUGUACCUGUCUCUCCUUGAAGUGUCCCUCGAAAACAUUGUGGUGUCUUCAAUAGGCUCAUUUGAAAUGUUUGAAAUGGACUAAAUGUGUUGCUGUUGUUGUCGGCUUCUCCUUCACUGAAAUGAGAUGCACCAUAGGCUUCCAGUUUGGCUCAACUAUUUUUCCCUCAUCCCUAGAUCAGUUAAUGAUUUGGGGGAAAAAAUACAGACCAAGGGAACAUAUUAGUUAGUUUAUGUAUUUUUGUAAUUAUUCUUCUUUUUUUAACGUUUGUUUCCAUUGACUGUUAAACUUGUGUUUUGUUUAGUUGUUGAGUUUUGUCCUUGUUGCAUUGAUCUUAUACAGUGCCUUGCGAAAGUAUUCGGCCCCCUUGAACUUUGCGACCUUUUGCCACAUUUCAGGCUUCAAACAUAAAGAUAUAAAACUGUAUUUUUUUGUGAAGAAUCAACAACAAGUGGGACAAAAUCAUGAAGUGGAACGACAUUUAUUGGAUAUUUCAAACUUUUUUAACAAAUCAAAAACUGAAAAAUUGGGCAUGCAAAAUUAUUCAGCCCCCUUAAGUUAAUACUUUGUAGCGCCACCUUUUGCUGCGAUUACAGCUGUAAGUCGCUUGGGGUAUGUCUCUAUCAGUUUUGCACAUCGAGAGACUGAAAUUUUUUCCCAUUCCUCCUUGCAAAACAGCUCGAGCUCAGUGAGGUUGGAUGGAGAGCAUUUGUGAACAGCAGUUUUCAGUUCUUUCCACAGAUUCUCGAUUGGAUUCAGGUCUGGACUUUGACUUGGCCAUUCUAACACCUGGAUAUGUUUAUUUUUGAACCAUUCCAUUGUAGAUUUUGCUUUAUGUUUUGGAUCAUUGUCUUGUUGGAAGACAAAUCUCCAUCCCAGUCUCAGGUCUUUUGCAGACUCCAUCAGGUUUUCUUCCAGAAUGGUCCUGUAUUUGGCUCCAUCCAUCUUCCCAUCAAUUUGAACCAUCUUCCCUGUCCCUGCUGAAGAAAAGCAGGCCCAAACCAUGAUGCUGCCACCACCAUGUUUGACAGUGGGGAUGGUGUGUUCAGUGUGAUGAGCUGUGUUGCUUUUACGCCAAACAUAACGUUUUGCAUUGUUGCCAAAAAGUUCAUCUGACCAGAGCACCUUCUUCCACAUGUUUGGUGUGUCUCCCAGGUGGCUUGUGGCAAACUUUAAACGACACUUUUUAUGGAUAUCUUUAAGAAAUGGCUUUCUUCUUGCCACUCUUCCAUAAAGGCCCGAUUUGUGCAAUAUACGACUGAUUGUUGUCCUAUGGACAGAGUCUCCCACCUCAGCUGUAGAUCACUGCAGUUCAUCCAGAGUGAUCAUGGGCCUCUUGGCUGCAUCUCUGAUCAGUCUUCUCCUUGUAUGAGCUGAAAGUUUAGCGGGACGGCCAGGUCUUGGUAGAUUUGCAUUGGUCUGAUACUCCUUCCAUUUCAAUAUUAUCGCUUGCACAGUGCUCCUUGGGAUGUUUAAAGCUUGGGAAAUAUUUUUGUAUCCAAAUCCGGCUUUAAACUUCUUCACAACAGUAUCUCAAACCUGCCUGGUGUGUUCCUUGUUCUUCAUGAUGCUCUCUGCGCUUUUAACGGACCUCUGAGACUAUCACAGUGCAGGUGCAUUUAUACGGAGACUUGAUUACACACAGGUGGAUUGUAUUUAUCAUCAUUAGUCAUUUAGGUCAACAUUGGAUCAUUCAGAGAUCCUCACUGAACUUCUGGAGAGAGUUUGCUGCACUGAAAGUAAAGGGGCUGAAUAAUUUUGCACGCCCAAUUUUUCAGUUUUUGAUUUGUUAAAAAAGUUUGAAAUAUCCAAUAAAUGUCGUUCCACUUCAUGAUUGUGUCCCACUUGUUGUUGAUUCUUCACAAAAAAAUACAGUUUUAUAUCUUUAUGUUUGAAGCCUGAAAUGUGGCAAAAGGUCGCAAAGUUCAAGGGGGCCGAAUACUUUCGCAAGACACUGUACAUCCAUGAAUCUUAAGCUCUCCUGCAGUUUGAUGAGGAGGUUUCUCGCUUCCUGUAUGUCUGAAUGCCUGUAUGAGUAGCAGACCAUUAUCGUAAAUGUUUUUAUCGUCCUCUGUCUCUGCCCUCCUCCAUUGUCCAGUUUUGUACAGUAUGUAAAGUGGAGAUUACUUUGUUGACUGUUAGCUCAGUACCUAUCAUGCUCCUGUAAUCGUUUUGUGGGAUGUUUUAUGAUUAUACUUCAUUGUAAAGCCAUUAAACACCUUUUACAUUUUUGACAUGUGCACAUUGAAUACAAUUGAAGCUGACCAAAGGUAAAGGGGUAAGAGGUCGUAUUCAGACCUAACUCGUGGAUUCAGAGGGAAUCCUCAGGAGUACGGUGGUAAAUCGACCUCAAAGUAAAUGGAAUGGCAUGUUUAGUGACUUCUCUUAACAAAAUGUCUGUUUGUUUGUCUAUGCAUUGUAAAAGAACGAAAGAGGCUUUUGAGCAGAAAAAUAAAUGAACGGCAGAAGUCAACCACCCAAA